AAUCACCGCUUUGCCCAUUGUGCGUAUGGUAGAGGGAGCAGCUCUGGACGACGUCUGACUUCUCCUACUGUCUACUUGGCUCAUCCUUCGAUCCCAUUACCGCCCAUAUCGCGUCCUUACUUAUUUGAUGCCUGUUGUAGCCGCAUUCCCUCCUGCGCCCCCGAGACUAGGUUGUGGAUCAUCGUACAGUGAGAACAGCAUCACAUACCCGUCCACCCGCCCUGGAAACCACCAUACACCGAGUCCAACAAUGCGGAAUGGCUCCGUCAUACCCAACGAGAAUCUUAGCAUCUCCGAGAUCAAGGAAAGGGCGAAAGAAGAUGCCCGACGGUAUGCAAAGGGCAUUUCCGCGAUUUCACUUCUCAGGUCUGCCCGCUCUCAGCUGCAGACUGCACAGCUCCGCGAAAAUGCGGGCGACCUCAAGAGCGCGCUCUCUUUUCUGUUGAAAGCGGGAUCUCUUGCUGCUAUGGUCAUGAACAGCGACGAGUUCAUUAACGAGAGCAAAUCUGGAAAGCACGGCGUCUUGUACCGGGAGUUCGUCAACUUUCAAAAGACUGACGGCAAUAAUCUGAAACAACGUGUCGAAGCCAUCGAAUGGAGGUUGACCGAUCUGGAAAAGUCCGCUUCAGCUGAUCUCGUUUCCAACACCGCCACCAGGAUGGCUGGAACGUCCAUUGCUGAUCGCGUCAAGUCCUUGAACGAUGCCGGUCUUACUGGAGCUACAACAGGGCGCCUCUCACGGGAAGUCCCGGAUACGUCGUCGCCAUUACCGGCACCAAAGUCAUUGGAAGCAGGGCCAUUACACAGACUAUCUACAUCCACACCAUCGCAUUCGCAACCCUUUCAGCUUCCUCUUUAUACAUCGGCUGCUCCAAACAGCUCAGCAGGGUCGUCACCGCACGCAGUUGUUCCGCUCUCAAGCCUCGGCCCACCAUCCCCCGUGUCUGAUUCUUCGUCACCUCGUCCAUCUCAUACUAGUAUUUCUGAUUUUACUCAGUCUUUUCCCGACAUACAACAAUUGAACCUAUCACUAUUUCCAUCUAACUCUCAAACUUUGGAAGGUAGUUCCACCGAUAUUGACUCGUUCGCGUCUCAUGUGGAUGAUAUGGAAUCGAUAUUACCACCCCACUUGAAGACCUUUCCUUCCGUAUUCAUCGAUCCCGGACGACGGCCUUCAAGUACGCCUGUUACGCCUACUGUAAAUGCUUUCAUGAGUCGCCCUACCUCGCCAGCAAUUGCAUCAAAGCCCUCGAUCAAUAAUUUUGCAUUUUCUUCAUCGCCCUCAAAAUCCUCUCCUUUAUCAGAAAGGACGGUCCCCAUCUCCAACGCUGUAAAUCCUAGGCAGCUGUUUGAUUAUCUCCAUAAGUUCAAGGUGCUUCUUGUCGACAUUCGAACGCGGGAGGAGUUCGAAAUAGAACAUAUCAGGGACGGUGCAAUAGUUUGCAUCGAGCCCUCUGUGCUUACACGCGUAAACGCUUCAGCGGAGAGCAUCGAAUGUUCCUUGGCUGUCGCGCCUUCCGAAGAGUUGGUCCUUUUUCAAAACCGUGAAAAGUUUGAUCUGGUAGUGCUGUACGAUGCCUCAUCGGAGGCGUACGACAACGGAGGUCCGCUUUCAACUUUCGUUCGACUCGUGUACGAACAUGCGCUCAGAAAGGCACUCCGGAGCCCGCCAAUGCUCCUCAUUGGUGGUCUACAGGCUUGGAAAAUGGAGUUCGGGGACAAUGAAGUUACUAGAGGCGCCUCCAGUGCCCGACGAAACCUAACAAGCGUCGCUGAAAACCGCCUCGGUAGUACACCGGUGCCUCUGCCGACUCCAACCACACCUGCGUCAACUCGUCUCCAGCUCCCCCAGAAGCAGCCUCUUGAUAAUGGUAUGUCAUCAAGCGAUAAAGUGCCACCCGAAUUACAUCCACCACCCCAACUAUCUGAUGUGGGCAACCAAGUACUCUUGGACGGUCCCGUAUCUAUUAUCCGCAAGAGCCCCAUGCUUAGACCCCCGUCUACGCCGCCUCAUAAUCAUAGUCCUUCAGAACCAUCACCUUUCAGGUCUAUGGUGAUGCCUCAAUCUCCUACCAACAAUGCCAACGUUUCAACCGGGCCGAUCUCAUAUCCGAGCUUCUCCUCGGUCGCCCCAUCUAGCCACCUCCCGUUCUCUUCACCUCCACCCUUCACCGCUGUUUCCAUUCCACCACAAGCCUCGAUAAAUCCAUCGCGACGCCGUAGUGACUACAUGGAUGGCUCACAAUCCCCAAUUACGGGACUCACGCCUCUUGCAUCGCACUCUUCCGAACGUCAGGAUGCUCGGCCCCGCUUUGCACACGCCUCUUCAUAUUCGUUGACGACACUGCCCCAGGCAACGGAGCCAAAGCCACCGAUCAUUGACAGUUAUUACCCAGUCACUUAUUGGCCAGACACGCAGAUUACGACCACAGGAUUGAGGAAUUUGGGCAAUACUUGCUACAUGAAUGCAACAAUCCAGUGUCUUCGUGCAACGGUGCCAUUUGCUAGGUUUUUCACAGAUGGGCGGUGGAAAUCUGCUGUCAAUAUGCGCAAUCGCUUGGGUACAGAGGGUAGGCUAGCCCAGGCGUUCGCUAGCAUCCUUUACAACAUCGGCUCUGACCAGCACGACUCCCAAGAAUUUUUGACUUUCCUUCUUGAUGGCCUUCACGAAGAUAUUAAUCGUAUACUCAUCAAGCCCGCGAAUAAUCACUCUACGCCACAACGUGAGGCUGAACUUGAAAAGCUUCCUCAACAGGUUGCAAGCGAGCAAGAAUGGACAAUCUACAAGAUGCGCAACGAUAGUCUCAUUGUGGACUACUUCCAAGGACAGUUCAGGAAUAGAAUGGAAUGCCUCACCUGUCACCAUACGUCGACCACUUAUAAUUCGUUCAUGUAUCUCUCCCUUCCCAUACCGGCUACAAAAAGUACUGGAAAGGUCUCAUUGUCCUCCUGCUUAGACGCAUUUGUCCGCGAGGAGACUUUGGAACAGGCAGAUGCCUGGCACUGUCCAAAAUGCAAACAACUGCGCAAAGCUACAAAGAAAUUGACGCUGUCCAGGCUCCCUCCAAUACUACUGAUCCACCUGAAGCGUUUCUCGGUCAAAGGGCCAUUCACAGAUAAAAUUGAGACCGUUGUAGAAUUUCCCAUCAAGGGCCUUGAUCUCACAAAUUAUAUGCCCGCUCCUCUGCCCCCAAGCAUGGUGGGCUCCGCCAAUGGUAUACCGCCUAGCAGCGCUGACGACGCCCGAGUCCAACUGCCACCUUACAAGUACGACCUGUAUGGUGUCACGAACCACUUCGGUAGUCUCAGCAAUGGACAUUAUACUGCAUUUAUUGCAUCCCGUGGAUCAUGGCUGUACUGCGAUGAUAGCCGCGUUGCUGCUACUGAUGCUAAAGAAGUGGUUGGCCGGCCUGCCUACGUGUUAUUCUACAAAAGAGUCAGAAACUAGAGGUGCCAUCGACGGCCAUAUUUAAACUGGUGCUUAUUGGUUUUUUAACCUACUAUCUGAUAUCGUACCUGUACUCACAUUUCCUCACUAUUUUACCACUGUACCCGUACCAUAAUGUUUGCUUCGAGGAAAUUACUGCACCUCCGACUUUGUCCCACAUGCAUUUGUAGUGUUCACUUCUUGAGGUACCCGCCAGAGAUGUCUCGG
This is a messenger RNA of Pisolithus orientalis, 3655 nucleotides long. RefSeq lists its product as uncharacterized. NCBI's taxonomy places the organism in Eukaryota, Fungi, Basidiomycota, Agaricomycetes, Boletales, Pisolithaceae. The record is from RefSeq and is a predicted model, not a curated record. The coding region runs from base 128 to 3448 and encodes 1106 amino acids. Gene Ontology annotation, biological process: protein deubiquitination. The transcript is spliced from 13 exons. Gene Ontology annotation, molecular function: cysteine-type deubiquitinase activity.